Molecule: messenger RNA, 1341 nt
Organism: Cyclocybe aegerita
Lineage: Eukaryota; Fungi; Basidiomycota; Agaricomycetes; Agaricales; Hemipholiotaceae
Source: the annotation of a GenBank genome assembly
AUGCAGAGCGUGUUUCUCUACUGCAGAACCUCUAUUACGGUGUACUGCGUCGUACCAGAAGGCGACAAAACCUCGGCGGCCGAGUUUCGAAUCGAUGGCGGGCGGGCUGUGCGAGUCAUCAAGGCCUCCAGUGAUCUGCCAGUGUACAACGUCAACUUCUUCCAGUCCGGGAAGUUGGCCUAUGGAGAGCACACACUGCUUAUUACAGAGGUCGGAGAGGAGGAUUUCCGUAUCGACCGCAUCGAGUACGAGAAUGGCUACACACCGACCUCGUCGACGACCAGAACUGUGCAGACAACUCCCACCUCGGAGGCUCUUGUUGGGAGUUCACCGACAAGUACGAGCUUUGUGGUGCAGAGAUCGACGGUGGUCUCAACCAUGAUUGUCACGAACUCGAAUUCGGCGGUAAACGGUCUUCUUCCUACCGGUUCGAUCACGUCUCGCCAGAACUCGACCUCAGCAACGACCGCGAGCAGUUCUCUCCCUACAGGUUCUCCUUCGCCUACGAACAUCGCCGCCAACGUUGAUAGAACAGUCACGCUGAUCUCGACGACCAGCCAGGCGUCCUCUGACGUCGGUUUUGCCCCUCAAUCCAACGCAGCUACGAACCAUCAUGUUCCCGUAGGCACCAUCGCAGGGAUCGUCAUUGGUGCUUUGAUUUCGGUCUUGAUAUCUAUUUUGAUUCUCGUCCUCCUUCGACGUCGCAAACGAACUCGGAGCGAAGUCAGUGAACGCGACGGGUCAGAUAGGACCCCGAUUCGCGAGAAACCUCAGCCUUCCAGGAUGUUCUGGUUCCGCGACCGCUCGAUACCCACCCCCUUCAACCUCGAAACCCCACCUUCCAACCCCUCCGACUCGCGUACACUUCCAGAUCUCUCCUCGACCCUACGCGGAAGAGGUGGUAAAUCCCACUAUUUCCACCCGCUCAGCGACGAGACUUCCGACGAAGUCUUGCCCAGCUCAGCCUACUCCGGGCCUCUCACUCCUCUUACUGUCCCUGACACCUCAACGAGCAGCUUUUACACCGACGGGGCAUAUAACAUUAACGUUGACCGCACCCCACUCACUCCAACGACUACCGUAGGCAACGACCCAGGCAAGACUCUCGAUACCCCUUUCCCUGCCCGUAUCCCUCAGACCUCAAUGGGCGUGCGUCGACCACAGUACCUCUCUGGAGAGACUGUCGUCGCUGGACCUAGCCGCCCUACCUCGCAUUUCCCAUCGUUAUCCCAAUCGCAGUCUGUCGAACUUCCUCCGUAUCCGUUGACGAGAACUGCGGAUGCGACGCCGACGACUGCACCCCCGCCUGGUUAUUAUAACGAGAAGCAUGCUUCGAAUUGA